UGGCAGGAGGAGAUCUGGAAAGAAAAAACGAUGCAACAUGUGACCCAGGCGUCCAUUGAUCAAGGCUGCUGUUCAAACCUCGCUGCUUCUUUCUUCCUGGCUCUCAGUCUCCAAACGCGCUGGCUGUAAGAUCAGAACGAUGCCGGCCGCACUUGCAGAUGUUUUGAGUCCCAAACCCCUGGAUGGGGGUUGGGGCUGGAUGGUGGUGAUUGGUGCCCAUAUCUCUAUUGGAUUUGCAUAUUCGACUCCCAAAGCCUUGUCAAUUUUCUUCAAGGAUAUCCAAGAAGACCUGGGUGCCAGUUACAGUGAAAUAGCAUGGAUUUCCUCCAUCAUGCUGGCUGUAAUGUAUGCAGGCGGACCGGUCAGCAGUUUGUUGGUCAGACGCUUUGGAAGCCGGCCAGUGGUCAUGAUGGGUGGACUGAUGUGUGGGGUUUCUAUGGUAACAGCCUCGUUCGGGAGCUCCAUUGUUUACCUCUACCUUUGCAUCGGCAUCAUUGGAGGCUGGGGACUCUGCUUUAACCUGAACGCAUCUCUCACCAUCAUCAGUAAAUAUUUCCUCACCAAGCGACCGUUGGCCAACGGACUUGCCAUGGCUGGCAGUCCGGUGUUCCUCUGUUUCCUGGCCCCUCUUAACCAGUUUCUGUUAAGACAUUUUGGCUGGAGAGGAAGCCUGCUUAUCCUCGGUGGAAUGAUGUUAAACUGUUGUGUUGCGGGGGCCUUGAUGAGACCUGUACCUCAGCCCCCUCACCCAGGAUCUAUGGCACCGCCAGUGGAAGUGCAACAGGCAAACAUCACAAAGUCAAAAGGAAGCUGUAUGAAGACAGCUAAGACGUUUGUAGAUCUGUCUUUCUUCAAAGAUCAGGGCUUUAUCAUCUACCUCAUUGGAAAUGUGAUGUUCAUCUUUGGCGCCUAUGCGCCCAUCGUGUUCCUGUCAGCAUAUGCAAUUAAGCAAGGUGUGGAGGAGUACUCAGCAGCCUAUCUGCUCUCUAUCAUGGGCUUUGUUGAUAUGUUUGUUCGGCCUGGCACCGGAUUGGUAGCCAACAGCAAGUGGAUCAGGCCGAGAAUCCAGUACCUCUUCAGCUUCGCUAUGAUCUUCAACGGCACCAUUCAUCUGCUUUGCCCUCUGAUGACGACCUACCCCCUGCUGGUGGCCUAUGCCGUGUUCUUUGGCGUGGGAUUCGGGAUGGUGUUUGCCCUAAUAUUCGAAUGUCUCAUGGACCUGAUGGGAAACCAGCGCUUCCCUAGCGCCGUGGGACUGGUGACCAUUAUCGAAUGCUUCCCCAUGUUACUGGGACCCCCCGCUGCAGGGUUACUGGUGGACAUCUUCGGUGACUACAAGUACCUUUUCUUAAUGUGUGGAGGUGUAAUCACGACGGGGGGAGUUUUUCUCCUCAUCAUGAACGUCUACAACUACAACAGGUUAGACAAAGCAAAGAGAGGGAACAGCUCAGAGCAGAACCAGAACAAUACGGAGCAGAACCAAAACACCAUUGAGAACCAGGAGCAGGAGAGCAGCUCAGAGGCUCAGAGGGAACUGAUGGAUGUGGCCCAAUCAGAUCCAGCCGGCCAGGAAGAAACCAGUUAAACCAUUUACUGACUGAUGUAUUACUGCAAUAAUAUGAUGAAAAUGGAAAGCUUUUAUUUCAGCUCCGGAGCAGAGAAGUGGAUCUGGAUUUAAAAAAAAGAUGCUUCAAACCCCUUAAAAUGAAUCCAAUAUUUUUCAUCUCAGCACCCUGCUAACGGACCUGAUGAUCACCCAGUUUCUGUUUCUGGGCGAUCCCAGGAAAUUUUCAUUCAAAAUGUCCUGUUUUAUUUAAGAGUUCAUGACACAAUGCUGAGAUUUAGCAGAGAAACAGGCCCACAGCCUCAAUAAUCCCCAACAUACCUAACAAUGGGCACGAAUUGCUUUUCUAGUCAUGUCGUAUUUCUACUUUUGUGACAAAUUCAAAGACCCUUUAAAGGAAUAAUACAUUUUGAAAUAAAGCAUCAGUCAAUUAUUCUAAAAUAAUUGGUAGAAGCAUUGGCAAUAAUUAUGCCAUUAGAUUUUGUUAAACUGUUAUUUGAGCCCCCCACCCCUUUAAAUGAAGGACUUGAUUUAUCUAUAUCUAUAAAACAUGGAUUUAUUUUAUUUUUACACAUAUUUCUGAACGGUUUUCACAUCCUUUGACUGAGAAUGUCGUUACCUCAACACCACGGCCAUAGUUUAGAAGUGAAUAGAUGACGUGUGAUAAUCUAAUAAUUGAAUAACUUCUCAGGUAUUGUUUAACUUUAAAUUUCAGGGCUUAUUCUGUCUGUGAUAUAAAAACAUACUUUUUACACUGUUACACAAGAGCCUUAAUGGUGAGGCCAUCAGAAUACUUGCAUUUGAGAAAUGUCAUUAAGCAUUUGACUUUUAAGAAAACUAGCUAAAUCUACAUGAAUUAGAGAAUUGCAGAAUUUCACCUUUUAAAGUAUCCUUUCAAAUUCACUUAAUAGGUCAUAUACUACAGAAUAUUACAAAAAACAUAUUUAGAACUGUGAAAUGAACUGCUGAGAUUAAAUAUAAAAGAGGAGUUUCUAAUAAACUCUUUUUUUUUUCUUACUAUGUGGGCAUGUAAAUAUAAGCUUGAUUAAUAUAGUCUUAGACCAUACUAAUCACUAACACUGUUUUUUAAACUUGACAUGUCCUCUAAAUGGUGUUCAAGAAGAAUAAGAAAAGCUCAAAUGCUGAUUUUACCUCAGUAAUAUUAUGGUCCUGACAGGCUUCCCAGGAUGGAGGUGUCACUCCUCUACAGUCUGACGCAUAGCGUCCAUGUUCUGUGUUUAUGGGCACGUCAGAAAUUCCUCCUAUUUUUAUAUUGUCUGUUGGUGAAACUCAGGUUUGGACCAAAGCAGAUUGAGCCAAACUAUUAGUGUGGUUCAAUUAUUUAUUUGAUCAGAGACUGUGUACAGAUUUGAAGUAGAGAUCGACCUAUGCCGUUUUUUUUGUUUUUUGUUUUUUUUUGUGGUUAAUGUAGAUACUGAUUAUUUUGACAUCAGUCUAACUCUGUGGCUGGCAAUGUCGGCCCUCGAGUUCCACUGCAGCUUUUGCAUUCAUCCCUGCUCAAACACAGCUAAAACAAAAGGCUGUUUCCUCCAGGGCAUGUCGGGAAGUUCAGCAGAUGCCUGGCCAUUAAACAUGUAUUUGUGUUAGGUGCAAAAGUUGCAGGACAGUGGUUCUUGAGAGCCGACGAACCCCAAUAUGUGCUGCUGAAUGUUUGGACCAAUUCUUGAAGCCAAUACUGCUCUUUCUGGUAAACACCUUAAAGAAUUAGAAAAUUCUGCAGAUUUCCAUUGAUGCUUGAUUUCAGCAAAAUAUUGUUACAUUUAUCUGUAAUUGUAAGGUUGUCCCGUUUGCUUGUGGCCAGCUUGAUAUACAGCAGGAUAAAUUCGAUAUGAUUGGAGCAUAAAGGAAGGCUUUAGAUACCUCAGAUAUAGUUUUCCGAUUCAUUAGAUGGUAGCAAGAUAAUAUGCUUUUUUCAAAACUGUGCCUAGCAUUAUUUAAU
Messenger RNA from Cyprinodon variegatus (sheepshead minnow), 3524 nucleotides. RefSeq names its product monocarboxylate transporter 2-like. Gene Ontology annotation, biological process: monocarboxylic acid transport; transmembrane transport. The transcript is spliced from 5 exons. Bases 140 to 1585 code for a protein of 481 amino acids. The record is from RefSeq and is a predicted model, not a curated record. NCBI's taxonomy places the organism in Eukaryota, Metazoa, Chordata, Actinopteri, Cyprinodontiformes, Cyprinodontidae. Gene Ontology annotation, cellular component: membrane. Gene Ontology annotation, molecular function: monocarboxylic acid transmembrane transporter activity.